AUGAAUGUUACCGAAAGAGUCGUUGGCCUCAUUGACAUGGACUGUUUUUAUGCACAAGUAGAACAGCGUGAUCAGCCGAAUUUGUGGGGAAAGCCCGUCAUUGUUGUUCAACAUACUCGUCAAGGUGUUCAGGGAGGGUAAACGCCAAUGAAAUUUCUUUAAAAAAAAACUUUUUCUUCAGAAUUCUCGCAGUCAGUUAUGAAGCUCGAUCGUUCGGUGUGAAACGAGGAAUGCCUGUCGUCGACGCAAAAAAGCUCUGCGCAGAGCUGAGUGUGUGCCAUGUUCCCAUUGGAGAGCACGCUGACAAGGCAGAUAUUCAGAAAUACAGGUUGGGUUUUCUUUUUCAUGAAAUUUGAUGAUGUUAAAAAAGUCCAGAGACGCUAGCGCUGAAGUUUUCGAAGUUUUAAAUAAUUAUGACGCGACAAUAAUUGUCGAAAAAGCUUCGGUCGAUGAAGCUUUUCUCGAUUUGACAGCCUAUGUGAAUAACUUGGUCGAAUCUUCCGCUUACAAGGAUGGCUCUAUAAACGAGGUUUUUCUUGUUAUCUAUAAGGUUAUAUUCAUUUUUUGAAAAUAGAUUUGUGAGGAGCUGAAAUCCAGUAUUGGCACGACACACGUUGCAAAUGGCAGGGAUAUAAAAGGGAAGGAUGAGGAAGAUUUUGUGUACGACCGGGAAGAGAACAUGAAAGAUUGGCUGUCCGAAUGUAGGAGGAGUUCGACACAAGUAUAACUGAAUAUUUGCAGAAAAAAUAAAGAUAUAAGAUUUAGUUGAAACUAUUGAUCGCUGCUCGGACUAUAGAAGAUAUUCGGAGGCAGAUUCAAGAAAAGACGCAGUUUUUCUGCUCGGCAGGAAUCGCUAAUAAUAAGGUAGUUUUGUUCCAAAAUCGUUUUAAGGUUCAUUGAAUCGUCAAAAGCUUACACCUCUUUAAGAAAAAAAAAAUGUGAAAAAGGGUUGUCCACAUAAUAUCAACCUCUUAUUUUUUUAAAUAUCUUAUUUAUGAAAGUUUUUGAAAAUCUUUUUCUGUCAAAUGAUGCAAAUUUUAAUCACAUAACUAAUGACUCCAGUAAAAAAAUUUCGUUGGAAAAAAACGUUUUCAUAAAAAAAUUUCAGCUCUCCAAAAAAAUCACUUGUGGAUAUAAAUUAUGUGGAGAAGUGUAUACUUGAAGGAAUUUAUGAUUUUUUAUUAACUCAGAAUUUUUGAAGCUUUAUAUAUCAAAUGAAGCUGAUAUAUUCGAAUUAUACUGUUUUUGGAUGGUUGCCAAAUUAGUCUGCGCCCGACAUAAGCCUCGCCAACAGACCGUCGUUCCACCGCAAUUCGUUGCUGAAAUCUUCAAAACCACCCCGAUUUCGGAUGUCCGAGGCUUCGGAGGCAAAUUGGGACGCCAAAUCCAAGAUAAUUUGAAAAUCAAGGUACCUUUGACCAGAAAAAAGAAUUAUAAUUUUCAUUAAAGAUGAUGGGUGAAAUAUUGGAAGUGGACCGAGAUCUGUUACAAAUGCGAUUUCCAAAUUGUACCGAUUGGCUUUUGCGAGUCGCGCUUGGAUUUGAUGAUGAACCGGUAAUUUCUCUCGUUAAAUCAUUUGAAAAAAUAUUUUCCAGGUUAAACUACGAAAUGAGUCUUCCUCAAUCGCAGUUAGCAAGAAUUUCCCAGGUAGAAAUGCGAUCCGAAAGACGCAAGAGCUGAAACAGUAAGUUCUUCAUCCAAAAAAUCAUUGAUUGGAUGUGAAUUUCUUAAUUUAGUUGGGUGGAAGGUCUAACCAAGGAACUGGCGAAACGAUUAGCGACGGAUCAAAUUCAGGUUAGUAGAAAAAGGAAAAUCUGUGAAUUCAUAAAAAAAAAAUCGUAGAUUUUUAGAGAAGAACAUGAACUAAUUAGUUUCAAAGAAAAAGCUCUGUUCUUUGGAAAAUUUUCGAACUUAUAAAUAUUUCAGAGCUAAAAUCAGUUUCUUACAUUUCCUGUCAAAGUUUUGUAGUGGUUCGAAAAAUUUGGAUUUUUUCAAUGAGGAUAUCCUGUUCAAAAUUCAUUGAUCAAUUUUUUGAAAACGUUUCAUAAAGGUCUCAAAGCGAAAAGCCAUUUUCAAUGUUAUUUCGGGUCUUGCGCCUUAAAAAUUUAAUCUAAGAUUCUUCAAAAAAAUUCAAUUUAAAAUAUCUGCAUUUUAUUUUUUGAAAUUACUAUAGAAUGGAUCUUUUUUUCGAAGCUUGGGAAUUUUAACAUUUUUUUAUUUUUUUCUAUGCGUCUCGGAAAGGCCUUGAAAAAUUGAAAAAAAGAAUAAAUAAAGUUUAGAACAAAAAGAAUGGGAGAAAAACCUGGUCUAUUCUCUAACCACCGAGGAAGGUCGACCUCAAAGAACCUUGAAGAUCAGUUCCUACAAUCCGGAUGUUCUUCUGGAGUUGCUCUGGAAAACCAUCAAGCCGAUGAACCGGGCGGCCGAUGAACAGAAUUGGUAGUUCUUCCAGUUUUUCAUAGGUUAACGAUGCUUUUUGAGGCAACCCUCGGUUUACAACAUUUCCCUGAGCGUCAGUCGAUUCACGGCCGGCACUGGGAAUAAAUCAAAAAUGAUUACCGAGUGGGUCAGACAGGGAAAAGCGCAAGAAGAGGAGAUGGAAGUUGUUGUCGUCGAAAAUAACUGCCAGCCGAGUAGCUCCACAGCUGCUCCAGUGGUUUCGGAAGUCCCGGAACACGUUAUUCCAAUUGUUAGUUUUCAGUGAACUGAGAAGAAAGCGAUCCAUGUCGGGAAAAAAAAGAGAAAUUGGAAAUUAAUGAAAAUUCACCAGUAUUUAGAAUUGUUUAAUGAAAAAUAAGUGUUUUAUUCCUUUACCUUAUCUAAAAGCUAGGCUAAUAUAUUUUCAAGUAGCUUUUGCUUAUAAACUUCAGAACGCCAGAGUAGUUUCUAGAGGGGUUUGGAAAAAAAACCUCCUGUAGAAACAAAAAGUGCUCCCUAGAGGGUAACGUUUGGGGGUACCCAACGGAGACAACUCAGAGGGAUUCCUAUGGAGAAAAAAGUCCCCAUAAGCGAAAGAAAGCGCUCCCUAUAGGGGUUUAGGGUCUGACCUCUAAGCCCUUAAAGCUUAAAUGGUCCCUACAGGGAUCUUUCAAUUUUUUGUCCAAGUUCAAAAAUUAAAAAGAAGUUUUCAUGAAACUUGAUCACGUGAUCCUCUUUUAAUAGUUUUUCUUUUUGAGACUUUAAAAAAUUGUUUCCAGCUUUAACCGGAGAAAAACACCUAGCUCCAUGAGUAAUUUCUGGGAUCCUAGUUUUUUGACCCAUAAAUCGAAAUUUUCGACUUCCAAUUCUUGAAGUUCCCCUCAAGUUGCCCCUGUAGGGACCUUCUGACAUUCCUAAGAAGGACGAUGAAAAUUUGAUAAAAUGGAAAGCAGCCCGUUUUUUAUUUUCAAAAAGAUAGGAGUAAAAAAUGUUUCGGAUAAGUUAAAUUCACAUAGUAUAACUAACCCAUUGAAACUUCUUUGGAAAAAAAAUAUUUAAUUUAUCCUUUCAAUAUUACCUCCUUCAGAUCCCCCAGGCAACCACUGUCGAAGAUGACGAUUUGAUGAUUGAGGACGAUUUUAUCAACGUCGACGGCGAGUUGAUCUCGAGAAAAGUCUUCAACGAGCUUCCCGACUUCAUAAAGAAAGUUUGUAAAGGAGAGAAAUUUGCCGCCUUAACUGAGCAAAAACAGGAAUACGAGCAUCGUAUAGCACUGGCGAAGGCUCGCGAAGUGAAAAAGAAAGAAGUCGUCAAGGAGGAAGUCGGAAAACGGGGAAAGAAACGGCCGACCGUGCAGGAAAAGCCUGGAAACAAGGCGAAACGAAUAGACGCCUUUUUCAAGACUGGUUAAUUUUCUUUGGUGAGUUUUAGAAACGAAAUAGAUGCUUUCUAUAGUUUCUGACAUGUUUAUAGGUCAGCUAGAGCCUUUUAGACCUGAAAUGCGCAUUUUCGGUUUUCUCUGUGUCUCCUAAGCUUUAUCUUCCUCCUUCGUUGUUUCGUUGUUAGUAAACGUAUCUCAAUUUUUUUAAAUCUUAGUUGAAAUACCAGCUAUUCUUGCAUUUUUUUCAAAUGAAAUCCUUAGAAUUGUAUAGAGCUGUUUGAUUCUGAAGUUAUUUUUUCAGUUUUUUUUCCGAAGGCUCGAUUUUUUUGGAGUUUUAUGCGCUUAGUUCUACGAUUCUUAAUACUUUUAGUAAACUCAAAAAUUUCCCUUUCAACUUCAGUUCAACUACCAGUCAUCUUCAUAACUUUCUCAGAAAGUUUUUUUUAGCCAUUUAAAGCUCUAAACCAACUUACCGUUUUGUACAGUGUUAAUAUCCCCUUUCGCGAAAAGUUCAUGACCCCUGAUAGGUCCUUGAUCUGAGUUAACCAAGCUUCCUCUGUAGAUUUUGUUCAUACACUACCUCAUUCACCAUUUACUCACCUCAAAAACGUGUAAAUAAGCCUUGUAAUGACCUGAGAAUAAACUAUUGAAGCUGCUCAUCGAUCAAUGGGAGUUGGAGCGGGGCCAGAUUGUUUUUUUUUCGGAGCUGCGAGAAAAUUAAAUACUUUUCAUAGCUCCUGUUAAUGUAAUACUUCAGCUAGAGCCUUCAGGUCCUGGAAAAUAUUUCAAGGUGUCUCGUUUUGUAAAUAUUCUUGAAACACUUUUUCUUCAUAAACGGCUUUUGAUCUAAUUUAGCCAUGCUUCCUCUACAGAUCUUACAAAUAUUAUCUCAUUCUCCACUUUUCCCUACCUUAAAAACGUGUACCUAAACCUUGUAAUGACCCGCAAAUGUUUGAAUAAACUAUCGGAGCUGCUCAUCGAUCAAUGGGAGUUGGAGCGGGUCCAGAUUGUUUUUCGGGGCUGGCAGCAGAGCAACGCGGACAUGUGACGCCAGCCAACUGUCCGAUCGAGUUCGAUCCGCCAGAGCCGUUGCCACACGUCCUUCUGCCCCCUCAGAACAAGAUGACGAAGCCGAUCAACUGGUUCGUUACCUGGCUUCCGCUCCUCAAGUUCUCCCAAGCGGUCAGUUCCAGCUAAUCCGCUCGGUGUAGGAUCAAUGGGGUCUUGAGUUUUUUUGCGACGAGUAAUCUAGUUUAAACAAGAAAUUCGAUCAUAGGAGUAGCUUUCAGGAAAUCGUUUUUUUUUAAAUUCAUUUAGCUAGGACCGCUUUACUUCCCAAUAUAGAAGAAAAUAAAGCAAAUGAGGUCCCUAUAGGGCUUUUAGUUACGUUUAGAAAUACCGAUGAGUUUUUUUCUACUUUUCUAGGAUUACUAUUGAAUCUUCAGAAUCUCAAUAAUGUUUCUCGUUUUUCUACAGAUAGAGCAUAAAUGACAGAUUUUCCUCACGUUUUUUCCUGGUUUCGUUUUGAAAUUUUCCAGGAAUUCAAUUUCUCUUGAAAUAAUUUUUCAUCUUUGAUAAUCUGCUUUUGGAGAUAUUAUUCUGCAAAGUUUUGAAAUUUGUCUUGAAAUUCUCAGGAACGCCAGAGUGGUCCUUUUGGGGACAACAUUAUGGGCCCUUGGAGGUCCCCUCUAGAGACCACUUUAGACUCUCAUUUAGGGGUAAUGAAGCUUGCAAAAGUGGCCCCUAUAGGGGCUGGACACGCUAGUCGCUUAUUGUUAUAAACUCUAUGAGAAGAAACUCAAUACAUUGGCGUUUUUGAAAAGUAUCAUUAAUAAUGAAUCAAUUUUUGUUGAAUUCUUCUUUUUGAUUCUCGAGUCUGAACAAAGUUGAAGACCCCUAUAAGGACCACUUAAGCUUCAGAGGCUUGGAGUCAGACACUAAACCCUUUCAGGGAGCUCUUUUAGUCCUUAUAGGGGCUGUUUUGUCCUAAACCUUAUAGGGACCACUCUGACGUUCCUCAUUUUUUUGAAAACAACCUAUUAAUUAAGGUAUGCGUUUCGUUGAUCAUCAUCCUGUUGCUGGAAGGCCGUGAACAAUGGUUCUUCUACCAAGUUGUCUACAUUUUCGCCUUCUUGGUCCUGUUUUUCGCCAUCAUUUCGCUAGUUCUUCACUAUUUCGAUAUCACCGAAAGCAAUGGCUUGCCCUGGCAUACGAUUGUGAGUUUUGACCAAAAAAUAUUUUUUUUCUCACGAGUUGGGAAUUUGACUAAAUAUGGAUCAAAAUUCAGGAAAUGGUGAGCAAUUUGGGCUGCGCCCUGGCGAGUAUCGGGCUGGCCGCGGUCCUCCUUUGGGACGUCUGGAACAUGAGCUCGGGCCGAAUGGAGAACAUCAAGUACCAUUCUCGAGCUCCGCCUUUCAACAUUGGCCUCGCCGCCUGGACUCGCCGAACUUCCAUCGUCGGCGUGAGUAAUAAUGCGUUUUGCAAGCUUCGAAAUACCAAAGGGUGUUUCUAAAAAACAGUCUGAACUUGCGGAGGGGUUCUCAGAUAAAACUAGCAACGGUAGAUCCCGCUUCGAAGCGUGAAAAACGCCCAAAAUUUGGAAAAAUGGCCUUUUUGGUUGAGCUAAUUUGGAUUGGAGAAUGAAGCUUACUUCUAGGGGCAUAAAGAUCAAAGUGAACUUUUAUUAAAAAUUAUUUCCAGCUUUAACCGGUGUUAAAAAAACACCUAGCUCCAUGAGUAAUUUCUGGGAUCCUAGGUUUUUGACCCAUAAAUGGAAAUUUUCGACUUCCAAUUCUUGUUUUCACUUGUAAUCAAGACGUUUGUUCAUUUGAAAAAAAUAAAAAAACGUGGUUUUUUUGAAAAAUAACUUUUUUUUAAAGUAUAAAAAAAGGCUGCUCAUUGACUUUAUCCAUAGAGCGCGUUUGACGCACUACGAAAAUUUAAUUUUAGGACUAUUUUUUUUUUCUAAGCCUUAUUCCUGAGCUCUCACUGAUCUCUUUCAAUUCUAUUGAAAAAGGCUUUUCAUCUAUUUUAUCCGUAGAGCACAUGUUACCUUUGCAGCUUUUUUUUCUUUUUCUCAUUUUUCUCUCAUAAUUUAUACUUCCAUCAAGACCUUAGUUAAAACUUCUUCUCAGGGAUCCCUCGUGAUCGCCGCGGCUCUCUUCAUCGUCACCUAUCUCAAGCUCGCAAAGACUUCUUCUCGUCGGUAA
This is a messenger RNA of Caenorhabditis auriculariae, 7008 nucleotides long. Lineage: Eukaryota; Metazoa; Nematoda; Chromadorea; Rhabditida; Rhabditidae. The record is from the annotation of a GenBank genome assembly.